AUGGAUCAGGGAGCCGCCGCGGGUACCGGAGGGACUUUCAUUUCCCUGAGUGACGCCGAGCAGAGAUGUUACUCCGGGCUGUACGCGCUCUGUCAGCCCGACAGCACCGGCACACCGGCGGCGGGGAAGCUGGCGGAGCUCUUCCGCGCGUCGCAGCUGCCGGCCGAGACGCUGCACCAGAUAACAGAGGUGUGCGGUGCGAAGCGGCUGGGUUACUUCGGGUGUGGACAGUUUUACGUCGCUCUGAAGCUGAUGGCGGCCGCGCAGUCCGGGUUACCGGUUCGUCUGGAGAGCGCAGCGGGCGAACUUCCUCUGCCUGUUUUUGUGGGAAUAACUGGCGACCCUGAGAUGCGUUAUCCCAGUCACCCUCCGACCAAUGAGAGCCAGGCUCACACCCUGAGUUCGGUUCUAGGCUCCGCCCCUCGCCCACCUGCCGACAGAUCUGUGCUCAGACACCCUGAGACCAACAUGGACAAACAGGAGGCGUGGUCUCCUCCGCGGUCACCCGGCAUCUCCCCACCCCGCUCUCCAUCAGCCUAUAUCAGCUAUCCGUACAGCACACAGAGGAAUGGGACCGACACGCUAUUGGUAUAUGAUGGUAAACUGGCGACUCGUCCCAGUGUUUCUCAGGAGAAUUCCUCUCCCAGUCAUUAUUUCGUCAGACUGCAGCCGGACGUUGCACGGGUCGAGCGAUUGCCUGAAAGAAAUGAGGCUGAUUAUUCAGACGAUCCCUGGAGGAUUACAGAAGAGCAACGCGACUAUUACACCAUCCAAUUCAGAAGUCUACAGCCCGAUCUGAAUGCGCUCAUACUUGGAACUGUUGCAAAAAACUUCUUCACAAAGUCCAAGCUUCCCAUUCCAGAGCUGUCGCAUAUAUGGGAGUUAAGUGAUGUCGACAAAGAUGGUGCUCUCAACUUCUCUGAGUUUUGUACCGCCUUUCAUCUGAUCGUGGCUCGUAAGAAUGGUUACCCACUUCCUGAAGCUCUCCCCCCCUCACUUAGACCAGGAUAUAUGGAUCAAUGUGUGACUACGGUGAUACCAACAGAGACGACUCAACCUCUCAUUGUGUUUGAUGACACCAUAACCCCUGCAGCAACUCAGCUGGAGAAGGGUUCAGUUGACCUGCAGAUGACCUCUAGAUCAGGUGUGAGCACCUGUAAACAGGACACCAGAGAUGAGAGGAGACCGUCAGAGUUCAGCCCGAAGAGAGGCGAUCCAGAUCCUCAUGAGAAGUCAAUACAGCAAAGUCAAGUCAGCACUUUAAAACCAGAUUCUCCACAGGAGCUUGAUGCAAAUAUGAAGUCAAGGACACGGCCCAGGUCGUUUUCAAGCACAUCUAUAGAUGAUGCAAUAAGAAAGGUUGAAGAACCGCCCACACCACCACCCCGACCCCAGAAGACUCACUCUCGUGCCUCCUCGCUCGACCUGAAUAAACUGUUUCAGCAGAGCGGACAAGGUUCUAAAGGUGGUUGGUUGCCUCAACCUCCAGCUCUCCCUCCACGACCUCCAGCCACACAGAUCUUAAACUUCCAGCAUGGCUCAGACAAGAAUACCCAGAAGGCCGUGCAGCAGCCGAACUUUGCCGACUUCAGCAGAUUUAGGGAAGAGGAGGAAACCAGCGUACCUCCCCAAACCGUAAGGCCUGGGAUGAGAGGAGGUCUCAGCACAGAAGACCUGGCACCUUUAAAAACGGAUUCUCCGACCGUACUUCAAGGUCACACCCCUCAGAAGCCAGUACGAAGAAAGCUCCACCCAGAAAGCCAGAGUGCCACGCCCCAAUCGGCCACGCCCUACUCUGCUGCCACAUUGACCAAAUCUACACAGAGGUUGCCUCCUAAACAGAAGAGAGAGAUCCAGAUGGCCAUUCGUAAAAACAGAGAGACCAACGCAGUCCUGACACGUCUUAACAGUGAACUACAACAACAGCUGAAGGUUGUUCAUCGGGAGCGAGUUACUCUGGAGUCCCAGCUGGAUUUGUUGCGGCCCGUGACGUCAACCUGACCAAUCACACAGCGUUUCUGUCCGGUUUCUAUGUUUCCAGUACACACACAUCUCAUCUUUUGUCUGGUGAUGUUUUGGUGAUGGUUUAUGAGCUGUAAUUCAAUCACACGUCACCGUUCUUAUUAAAGUGACCAAACGAUGGAGGCACCACAAACACAGAAAGAUGAUAUUCACCACCACACGAGGACAACUUAAGGAUUUGUUGGGUUAAAAUGUUUUUAGGUUUGGAUUUGUGUUUGUGUGUUUGUUUUAUAACCAGACAUUACUAACACAGCUAACUGGAAAAAACUUCAUCCCAGGAAAUUGAAAAUCUAUUUUUAGUUGAUUUAAUUGUUUUCGUAUGUUUUGUUUGUAAACGCACAGAUUCAUCCAGGAUUUAAAGUACUGUUUCUGUUUGUGUUCUGGUAGGCCAAUCCUGUUACACCAACAAUAAGCUUGUAAGGGUGAAUCCAACAAAAAUGCAAGCAGGUUAUAUUUACAACCCAAACAUGAAAGAAAUAACUAGAAUCAUUUUGCUAAAAGAAAAUAUUUAAUAUUUAGUCCCCCCUACAAAAAACGUUUUACUUUUCAUUUAUCAUUUUCAUUACUGUAACUUUUACUGAUUUUUACUCAAAUGAUUUCUGUUUCAAGCAGUUUAAACUAAAGGCAAUACAGCAAACAACUUUUUAAAUAUUUAUCAAAAAUGGGAUAUAGUUUCUUCUUCUUUCAUUACAGUAAUGAGAAUUUGGCAAAUUGAUAAUAUUGUCAAUAAAAACUUUCUAAUGGAUUUCUUUGAUUUUGGGCUGAAAUGUGACCAGUGCGUCUUACUGGAGAGGUUUCACUCAUAAAGAUCACUGGUGCAACUUUAGCUUUGUCGAAUCGUCUCUGUUUGCCGGGUCUGAGUUAGUAAAUGUGGGAUGUUUUGUAUGUGUUUAUGCAUGAAGGUUAAUGUUUACGCUGAAGAGGUGGCAGAAAUGCAUUUAUUUUUACACAUCUAUAGGAAGAGGCAUGUAAAUGAGUGUAGUUUGAUAACACAGAUAUAUGUUUAAGACUACUGAAUGUUUGAAUGUACAUUAACUUCAGUUAAUGACUGUGCUUGUACUGUAUUACAAAAAACCUUUGGGUGUCACAAUCUAUCAGUAUAUGUUCAAAGAAAUUAUUUUUACAUUUCCUUUUAUCGCUUGCCAUAUCUUUAACUUUUCGAUCACUUCAUUAGCAUUUCUAACUCUCCUAAAAACCCAUGUGACUGUUUUGGGGAAAUUAUGAAAUGUGCAAAAAAGUGAUUGUUUGAAAAAAGCUACAAAUGAAAACCAGCGAAUGCAAAAAAGCUAACAAUGUCUGUAUUUUUGUGCUAAAUUCUUUCCUAUGCAAGAAACAUUGAUGAUUUUGGCUUGCCAUGUUGUGUUUUUAAUGUUGAUAUGAAUUUAGCUGAAUCUCUGUGUUUUGAUCCAGAAGUGAGGAUGUUUGUGAGUGUCAAUAAAAGCCUGUGGAAUUA
Molecule: messenger RNA, 3475 nt
Organism: Paramisgurnus dabryanus
Lineage: Eukaryota; Metazoa; Chordata; Actinopteri; Cypriniformes; Cobitidae
Gene: reps2
Product: RALBP1 associated Eps domain containing 2
Biological process (GO): endosomal transport; endocytosis
Cellular component (GO): plasma membrane; cytoplasm
Molecular function (GO): protein binding; calcium ion binding
Source: RefSeq, a predicted model, not a curated record